AUGUCCCCAGCCCUGGCUGCCCUCUUCUGCCUUGGGCUGUGUCUGGGCCAGGGGAUACGCGCUCAGGACGGUCCCCUGUCCAAGCCCUCCCUCCAGGCCCUGCCCAGCUCCCUCGUGCCCCUGGGGAGGCCGGUGACCAUUCGCUGCCAGGGCCCUCCGGGUGCAGACCUGUACCGCCUGGAGAAGCUGAAAUCCGGGAGGUAUUUUGACCAGGCGGAGAUCUUCAUCUCGGCGAUGGAAAGAGACCAAGCCGGCCGCUACCGCUGCUCCUAUCAAAUAGGGAUGCACUGGUCCCCUCCCAGCAGCCAGCUGGAGCUGGUUGCUACUGGAACUUCCCCCAAGCCUUCGCUGUCAGCUCAGCCCAGCACAGCGGUGCCCGCAGGAGUGACCGUGACUCUACGCUGUCAGAGCCAGUAUGGUUUUGACCAAUUUGCUCUCUACAAGGAGGGGGACACCAGGCCCUUCAAGACACCAGAGAGGUGGUACCGGGCAGACUUCCCCAUCGUCACGGUGACUGCCGCCCACAGCGGAAUCUACCGAUGCUAUAGCUUUUCCAGUGCAUAUCCAUACCUGUGGUCAGCCCCCAGCGACCCCCUGGAGCUUGUGGUCACAGGGACCUCUGUGACUCCCAGCUGGCUACCCACGGAGCCAACUUCCACCAUAACAGAAUUCACAGAGGCCUCCAGGAAACUGAACCACUCGAUUGCGAAUGAAGCCGCCACAACGGAAGCUUCUAGGAAUAUCACUGUCCUUCCAAAGGAAUCGGACCCUCCAACUGGUCUUGCCCUCCAGCGCUACGCCAAGGGCAAUCUGGCCCGGAUAUGCCUUGGGGCUGUGAUUCUAAUUCUCCUGGUGGGGCUUCUGGCGGAAGACUGGCACAGCCGAAGGAAACCUCCGAUGAUGCACCGGAUCAGAGCUGCACACAGGCCGCUCCCACCCCUCCCGCAGACCCAGAAACCACAGGGUCGUCAGGAUAGGGGUCGACCAGAUGGUCACAACAGAGGCUUCCAUCACUAG
Molecule: messenger RNA, 1017 nt
Organism: Rangifer tarandus platyrhynchus (Svalbard reindeer)
Lineage: Eukaryota; Metazoa; Chordata; Mammalia; Artiodactyla; Cervidae
Source: the annotation of a GenBank genome assembly